GGCGUUCGUCUGAAGUCGGUGUAUUGACACAUUUAUUGUUGUUCUGUUUACAAUCUCUGCCUUUGAGCGGCAAAUUUGUUGUCGUUUCGAUCAUCGCAGUAGCCUGCUAAGUGUAUCUUUUUAAGGAAGAAUUCCCGAGAUCUGUAACAAGUUUGUACUUCAACAAGUAGUUUUUCUACCCAGAAAUAGCUUCCGCAUAGGCAAUAUUGUACUUCCGUGUUUCAUUGCAUAUUUUUAUGGAAAUAUGGAUUCGUAUAAGGCAUUAUGCGAAAUAUGUGGUAUCAGUUUUACGUUCAGGAAGGAUUUAUACAGACAUUUGAGAGUAUUUCACGACAUGGACGUAAAUUUAGAUAAGGAUAAAGAAACAUGCGACUUGUGUGAUAGAAAGUUUUCGACUAUCGCUGCCCUCGAGCGUCACAAGAAAACUCACAGACCCGCUCCACAAAAACUGUCGUGCACGGAGUGUGAUGAUUUCAUAUGUCGUACGAGGGAGGAACUAAGAGGUCACCUGGAAUGUGAGCAUGGAAUAAGUAUGGAAACUAAAGAACUGGAGUUUGAUUCAAUGGAACAGUUUCUGCAGUGGAAAUUGAAGAUGGAGGGUGAUGAGAAAGUUUUCUUUACAAAGAGAACUGGUGAAAGGAUGGUUGACAGUGAGAAAUCCCGUUUAUACUACAUUUGCCACCGUUCGCGAUCUGCCGUGAAAAGUAGUUUUGGCAAAAGAUUGAGAGCAUCAAACAAAAUUGACCAAACAUGUCCAGCAUCUUUGAUAGUGACAAAGAUGCCAUCAGGCAAAAUAAGUGUCAAAUUUUACAUGACCCACACAGGUCAUAACUUUUCUGUGGGGCCUCUCCAUUUUGCUCAUGCUGACAAAGCAAUGGUUACUGGCCAAAUAGUACUUGAGCCCAAGAGUAUGUACGAUGUUACUGUGAUGGAAGACAGUGGCACAACAUGGAAGCAAGAAGUACAGCACAUCACACCAGGGCCUGUCAUUGUGACGGUGGAGGAAGUAGAUGCCAUGUCAUGGCAGCAAGAGUUGCUACACAGCACACCAGAUUUUUGUGGAAAUAUGUGCGAAAAAUGUGGUACCAGUUUUACAUUAAGGACGGACUUAUACACACAUUUGAGAGCAUUCCACAACAUGGACAUAAAUUUAAAUAAGGGUAAAGAAACAUGUGACUUGCAUGAUAAUAAAUUUUUGACUGUUGCUACCCUCGAUCAUCACAAGAACAUGCACAUACCUGCUCCUCAAAAACUGUCAUGUACGGAGUGUGGUGUUUUUAUAUGCCAUACCAGGGAAGAGCUAAGAGGUCACCUGGAAUGUGAGCAUGGAAUAAGUAUGGAAACUAAAGAACUGGAGUUCGAUACAAUGGAACAGUUUCUUCAGUGGAAAUUAAAGAUGGAGGGUGAUGAGAAAGUUUUCUUCACAAAGAGAACUGGUGAAGGGAUGGUUGACAGCAAGAGAUCUUGUUUGUGCUACAUUUGCCACCAUUCAAGAUCUGCCAUGACAAGAAGUUUUGGCAAAAGAUUGAAAGCAUCAAACAAAAUUGAACAAACCUGUCCAGCAUCUUUGAUACUGACAAAGAUGCCGUCAGGCAAAAUCAGUGUCAAGUUCUACAUGACCCAUACAGGUCACAACUUGUCUGUGGGGCCUCUCCAUUUUACUCAAGCUGACAAAACAGUGGUUACUGGCCAAGUAGUACAUGGGCCCAACGACACUGAUGGAAUUACUGUGGUGGAAGAUGGCACUGAAUUAUGGCAGGAAGACCUGGAACAACACAGAUUACCUGGACCUGUCAUUGUGACUGUGGAGCAUAAUAGUGCCAUGCCAUGGCAACAGGACCAGCAGCACUUCACACCAGGUAUGAGGUGGUAAAUUCCAGGUGUCAGCACUAAGCAAGGUGUUGCUGUGGAGCAUAGUUAUGCUAUGCCAUGGCAUUUAGCAUAGCGAUACAGCACAUGAGUGUAACAGCCUCAGCAGUGCUGGGUAGUAUCAACUCCACGUGAUGGUAUGGGAUCAGAAAUAAACAUGUCAGGGAAACCCUUCUGACAGUUUUAUCCCAGAUGUGUGGGUUCACUGUUCGGACGCAGGAGCAAAUCUAGUCAUGGUCAGGCUAUCGGCACGAGCUGCGCCAGUUGCCAGCUACGCUGCGAGGAUGGUGUCGCGACAGCAAAUGACGGAAGCAGUGGCAUUCGGUCACUGAUUCACUUCCUUUUUCUGGCUGGGUGGCCAGUUCUUAGUAUAUAAUAUGUUACUUCUUUGUUCCAUCAUACUGUAUCUGCAUUACAGAUUAAAAUGUAUUUUCUGGGCUCAACAGUAAUCAAGAGUAGUCCUGUGAAGAAGUGCAAUCCCAUGCAGUGGGAGCCACAACUGUAUCGCAGCACACCAGGUAGACGAUGUUGGCACAUCGAAGGAUGGCGAUUCAGCUCCAGCAUCUUGCAAACUGAAGGUGGAUCUUGCAACAAACAAUGUUGCGGAUGUCUACAGUAACCGUAUAUUUAUAGUGAAUAAUCCAGCAUCCUCACGGACAGUUCAUGAGUCACUAGAUAUUCAGACAUCCACACCUAGGUCCUCAACAACUAAGAAAAGAAAGCAAAGUGAAGAAUAUGGAUCUGCAGUUCAGCUGAUAGCAAAGGCACUCCAGGAAGAUGUUGAUGGUGAUGGUGAUGAAACAGUCCUGUUUGUUAAAUUUUUCAGAGCGGAAAUUAAAAAAAAAGAAGUCAUCUGAGAUUAUAACUAAUGAAAGUAUUGUAUCGAGAUUGAUGAAUAAAUUUAAUUUUGAAAUGUAA
Schistocerca americana (American grasshopper) is the source of this 2787-nucleotide messenger RNA. Its product is annotated as zinc finger protein Xfin-like. The transcript has 13 exons. The record is from RefSeq and is a predicted model, not a curated record. Bases 245 to 1873 code for a protein of 542 amino acids. Lineage: Eukaryota; Metazoa; Arthropoda; Insecta; Orthoptera; Acrididae.